Molecule: messenger RNA, 5387 nt
Organism: Bradysia coprophila
Lineage: Eukaryota; Metazoa; Arthropoda; Insecta; Diptera; Sciaridae
Product: Tachykinin-like receptor at 99D
Biological process (GO): G protein-coupled receptor signaling pathway
Cellular component (GO): plasma membrane
Molecular function (GO): tachykinin receptor activity
Source: RefSeq, a predicted model, not a curated record
UCUGAGUUACCUAUUGGCAUUGCUGUGGAAAAGCUGUUGAUCUUCGUGGAAUUGUGACAAUUCGAAACACGGAACCUUCGUAAUACGUUCUGGUCGUCGAGAAUCUAGAAGCACCAAAUUUUACAAACGACUUCAUCAAAUACCUGGCGAAAUUACACUUUCUACUGUCAGAGCCCGCAUAAAAUCUACAUUAAGAUAAGGCGUAAUCAAUGUGUAUAAUCUCAUCAAGGAAAAACUUUUUCAGUGGUAGUUAAUUAGACACUCUAACACUCACCGUUCGUUUUAUUUUUUUUAUUUAAAAAUUAGAUAUUUAUACUGCCAAAAAAGUAUAUAAAAUUUUUUAACGCCAAGCACAUACACCACAUAAACGGUAAAUUCGUAAAUGGUGUGCGCUACCUUAUACAUCGUAUAAAUAUACCUUGAUCUAAUAAACCGCACCAAACCCGGGGGACUGAAACAUAAACUUCGUUUGGGGUGUGUGUGUGCUAAAACACUAUAAUCACAUAUCAUCAGCAAAACCGUAAGAAAAUAAUAUACGAGAAACGUUUCGGUUUUAAUUCGAAAAUAAAAAGCUGUUGUGUUUAUAAUUUAUAAUGUUGUGCCAAAAUGGUUUAAAAAGUUUUAAUAAAAAGACUCUAAAUGCAAUGCUAAAAAAUUAUGUGUUCUGUGAUGAAUGGUGAAAAAGAAAAGAAAAAACGAAAUUUGACAAGACAAAAUGCUUGUUUGAACAAUUUAUUGUCCUAAAUCUCUACUAUAUUUGUAAUAUUAAUUAUAAGAAGAAGACGGAAAGAAAAUGCUCCUAAUGGCCACUAAUGACUCAAUCAUUUCAUGAAAGCAACAACCGCAUUCGAUUCAGAUACCACCAGAGGAAACGUUUAUAACCAAAAGCUCUUUUUGAUAUAAAAUGACUGAUAAUUUUUACUCAACGGUUGACUAUUCAAAUUGGCUAAACUCAACAAGUGGCUACCUAUAUGAUGCAAAUUACACAGACAGUUACGACGAGGAAUCAUAUUUUACCAGCUAUCAAAAUGUUAGUCCAACCAGUAAUAACAAUGGAACAUACGAUCCCAACGAAUUCGUAUUACCGGUAUGGCGACAAAUAUUAUGGAGUAUACUGUUUGGCGGAAUGGUUAUCGUAUCGACGGUGGGCAACUUAAUUGUAAUUUGGAUUGUGUUAGCACAUAAAAGAAUGCGUACACCAACAAAUUACUUUUUAGUGAAUUUGUCGAUAGCGGACGCUAUGGUAUCAACUUUAAACGUAACAUUCAGUUUUACGUACAUGUUGAAUUCUCAUUGGCCAUUUGGUACGUUAUACUGUAAAAUUUCACAGUUUGUAGCAAUUUUGAGUAUAGGAGCAUCAGUGUUUACGCUAAUGGCAAUUGCUAUCGAUCGAUAUAUGGCUAUCAUGAAUCCACUACGACCUCGAAUGGGCAAACGAGCAACAUUGACAAUUGCUGGUGCAGUUUGGGUAAUGGGUAUAUUGUUGGCUAGUCCCAAUUUUCUAUACUUUACCACUUGGAAUGUAAAUUUGUCAAACGACGAAAUCAGAAUAGUUUGUUAUUUAGAAUGGCCGGACGGACCCACAAAUCAUUCAACAUACGAAAAUAUAUAUAACGUUUUAUUUACGUUGCUAACAUAUUUUCUGCCAAUUGGAUCAAUGACAUUUACAUAUGCACGUGUUGGAUUGGAAUUAUGGGGAUCGCAGAGUAUCGGCGAAUGUACACAGAGACAAUUAGAUAAUAUCAAGAGUAAACGAAGGGUUGUCAAAAUGAUGAUGGUGGUGGUGCUUAUAUUCGCUGUGUGCUGGUUACCUUUUCAAGUCUAUUUCAUACUCACGUCAUACUACCCGAAAAUCACUAAAUUUGAGUACAUUCAAGAGAUCUACUUGGCGAUUUAUUGGCUGGCUAUGAGCAACUCGAUGUAUAAUCCGAUCAUUUACUGUUGGAUGAAUUCCAGAUUUCGCCGUGGUUUCAAGCAGUUUUUUCGUUGGUGCCCUUUCAUUACUCUUACUCCGGAGACACUUCAACGGCGGGAAGCUGUCACGUCGCGCUACUCGUGCUCAGGGUCGCCCGAUCACCACCGUAUUGUAAGGAAUGAUACUGAAAGGUCGUUUUUAUAUACUUGCCCCGGAUCACCGUCGAAACAUCGCCGAAUGUCAGGUUCGGUACGAAUACCCAUGCACUUAUCAACUUGUCACAAUCACAAUUCAACCGCUAAUAACUAUGUCGUAAAUGGACCACAAAAUAAAAACAACGAUCAUCUAUUGACCCGAACAAAUAACUCCAGUCAACGAUGGACAUCGAGAAAACCGUCAAUCUCCUGACAAAUUACAUUCAGUGAUGUUGUUAAUGAAGAGACUAUUUUAGAUGGUCGUAUUGAUACCGCACCAAAUAAACAGAAACGCACGUGGAUAUAGAGACUAAGGAUAUUUGUCGUAGUAAGGAACAUUUUAAAAGAAUUUUUCGUUUUCUUUUGAUACUAAGUAAAAUACGCAAAAGAUUAAAAACUUUGGUAGCAAAAUGACGGUGAGUUUGAGAUAAUGUUAAUUAAGAGGUCGUGCGUAUCGGGUCGUUUUGUCUGUGUUUUCUUCAAAGACCAUCAACAGUACCAAAUACAUGAGAUCACGCGAACAUUUUAGUCAAAAAUCUGUAAAACCGUCGUAAUAUGACAAGCACAAAAAAUCUUUCGAUGUCAUUUUGAAUGAUUCUGUAAAGUCUCACUUCCAUGGGUCUGAUGUUAUCGUUUCUACGAAUAAAAGUGACCAGUUUGUUUGUCCUGACCUGAACCUGAGUUGACCUGAACCUGAAUUUUAUGUCUCUGACCUGACCUGAAUUGACCUUAAACCUGCCAGACACUGUCAGGCUGACAGGUGACUGGUUACCUUGAUUUUUAGGGAAAUCAGAUCAGGUCAACGAAAAAUUGGGUCAGGUCAUUUAAGAGAACUUUUUAGGUCAGAAGAUUACAAGCUCAGAUCAGGUCAAACCCGACCUGUUCUGAUCUAUAAUAAUUUGAGUAUAAAAUGUUCGAACCAUGAAUUUACACAGAGUUGCCCGCCAUCUCAGUAAAUAUCGGCGAAACCUAUGUCCCUAAAAUACUAAAUCCUGAUAGAAUUAGCGUUCAAGCGAUAUCAAACUUCAUGAAUGUUAUACCUCAGCAUCUUGCUUGAGUGCAGACGUAUUCCUAUCCCUAAAGAAAAAACAGUCUAAGCUAAUCGAAUGGACAUGAACAGUUUGUAUAGAAAUUAUUGUCAAGGUGUUCUUUUCUGGUCUGAGCAGAAAGCGGUGAAAUGUGCGAAACUGGCCUAGAAUAUUGUUUUCAAAACCGUUUUUCAAAGAAUCGCUCUCUGGAAUGAUGGUCAUUAAACAUAAUAUAAACAGAAACCCAGCAUUCACGACCUUUUUUAUUAAGAAAAAAAAUAAUACUCAAGCUCGUCGUGGAAACUCAACACAUCAUAACAAAAAAAAAAAUGAGAAAAAGAAAUAUUUUUACAAGUUUCACUUUAUUCGCUCAAUGUAAACGAUAUUCUCCUGAAGAUAAUGUCCUUUGAAUUAUGACUUCGUAUUAUUAUGCCAUGUAAGAGAAAUUGGAAAUGAUUUUCUCAUAUUAUUUAUAGCGGCGAUAAAGCCGAAAAACUAUUUUGUUUGUUGGACGAAUGAAAAGGGUUAUGGGCAUACAUUAUAUUCAAUGUGGGACACAAAAUUUCAUUAUUAUUUUGGUUUAUGUGUUUCUCUCAGUGAUAAAUUUAUGGUUUGUUAAUUUGUUGUUUAUUGGAGGGAAUCCGUAAAGAUUGUCUAUUCGGAUCCGUUAAAUUUAUGGACUAACCAUUGAAUGGAAAACUGCCAUUUCAUAUUUAACAGUCAGAUGCACACAUAUCUCUCUGUGUUCAUAUUCGAGCUCUGGGUGUAGCUCACAGCCAGAAAUAGAUAUCGAAACUAUAAUGGAAUCAAAUACACGUGCUGAAAUAAUUACACGUGUCGGAAUGGAACGAACGGAAACACUUCACUUAGCAAACUCGAUGAAACUGUCCGAAAUUGUUACAAUGACAUUUUCAUAAGAAAAGUUAUUCCAUUAUUCGAAAGACUUUGAUAGAUGGGCUCAUGGCCGAUAGGCGAUUUUGUUAAGUCGAAUGAGUAAAGUCGCUAGAUUUAAAAAAAUCGUAUUUUGAGCGAGGGGAACCGCUCUGAAAAGAGUUGCAUAGAGUUGCAAUCUGAAAAAAAGAGUUGCAAAAGAGUCGCACGCAAAAAAAAGAGUAGCAAAUUCAGUGCGGUCCCCCUCGAUUUUGAGUUCGAAGAUAAAUAAGCCAAAUUUACUUAAGGCCAGUUCAUACUCGCAUACAUUUUUGCGAUAUAUGCGACCAUGAACUGGCCUUAAUGGUGGAUUACUUCAAAGAAGCUAAAAAUACUGAUAGAACCGAUGAAUUGAAAAGAACAAUGUAGAUGACUUACUCCAGUGACAGUGACAGUGUAGUCUUUGUCGAUAUUAUACAUUCAGAUUUUGUAAUUAAUUGUUCCGCUCGGGUAUAAGAAUUGGGAUAGCUCAAAUUGAGGUCAUGCAGAAAUAACGCAAGAGUUAUUAUUUGACAAUAGUCCGAAGAAGGUGUAAUCCAUAAUCUUGUUUUAAGGCUCUUGAGUUAUUUCUGUACGCCCCAUGGUUUCUAUAGUCCUUCACUAAACUUUAUUUUAAUAACUUUCAUUUUUUCAAUUGGACGACAUUUUAUAUUAUACUACCGUCAUGACUACGGACACCAUUAAAUUUGAAUUUAAAUUUUAAUGGAUGGUUUUUCUCAUUCAAGUGGACAAUUUAAAUUUGGCAAUGUAAUCGCUUAUAUGCAUGGCAGUAAUUCAAAAAAUUUCAUGUUUCAUGGAAAAGGAUGAGACCUCGAAGAAAGUAAAACGAAAAUGUUAUAUUUGAUAAUUUUGCACAAUUUAAAAGUUUGUGAGUAUCUCGGCUCUUUUAUAUUUCCAUUUAAAUGCUAACUUCAAGUUAAUUACCUUUUUUCUAAACAAAAUGUCGGAGAUCCAAACAACGAUAUAACCUUUCACAGACGGAAAGCGUAUCGGCAGUUUUACUAUCGCAUCUAUUACUUCUUUCGAUCUAACAAUUGCCAAGAGAUUGAUUACAGAGCCUUUACUUCUUACUAUUGUUUGAGCAUGCUUAGAGGUGUGCGCCGCCGAGUUCAGCCGGCGCGCCGCCGGCUGGAGGUACUCAGCCGAGCGCCGCCGCCGAAACAAAAAUAUGACAUCAGCCGCCGCCAGCCGCCGACUGUUUUCAUCGGCUGGACAACAAAAUAAGUUUAGGGCAUCAUUCAACUAAAUAUCACGAUUUUAAAUUUCUCCGAUGGAGCUUAGCGUUUCUUUGAAUGGUAGCAAUCGGAAAUCUUCGUUCUU